Messenger RNA from Poecilia reticulata (guppy), 1212 nucleotides. RefSeq lists its product as uncharacterized. The record is from RefSeq and is a predicted model, not a curated record. Gene Ontology annotation, molecular function: DNA binding. Lineage: Eukaryota; Metazoa; Chordata; Actinopteri; Cyprinodontiformes; Poeciliidae.
GGACCUCACGAGCUUCCUGACGUGGCGGGUCGCUAAAGGUCCGUCCGCUCCUCCGUGGGGUGCUGUGAUUGGGCAGAGCACCUGUUUCGGAAAGUUUUUCGAAAUACUGUAAAUACACAGGUGGCGGCGGCAUGGGUUGCCGUUUAUGUAAAUAAAACAGAAGUGAAACCUCGUCACUCUGCUCAGGUUUCCCAGACGCAAACUGUCCGCAGCACAAUGUUGAGCAGAUAGAAAGGAAAGUUUGGACGUCAGAAAGAGUAAAUCUUUUUCCUUAUGGAGGCUAAAAAACCCCACCCCAAAACAACAACAAAAAAACAGCCUUCAUAGACUUUGGCUUCAGUAGUUCCGCACUCCCCGCAUGCACCUGACGCGCCGGUCCGCCUUCAGGUGCCAGCUGCGCAGCCAUGCCUCAGCUCAGCCCCGCCGCCGCGUUGCAGAUCGCACUCCUGCUCUCCGCCGUGCCCGCGCAGUACUUCAUCUCCCGGUGGUGCGGCUCCACGGCGGCGCAGCGCUACCACGCAACCACGCGGUUGCUCCGCAUAUGGAAACAGUGGAGAACGUCAUACCUUAACGCUACUGCAUGGAGUGACUGGACAAACCAGCAGUUGUCCAAAGUUAAGUCUCUGGUUGGGUUGGGACAAGAAGAGGAACAAGUGUCUCCACCAAUAGAAACAAUGAUAUUUGAUAAUGAUCAUGGAUUCUUUGGAGCCUCCAAGGCAGUGCGCAGCCCUCGCCCCCCGUUUGUGUUCCUGCGGGUCGGAGAGGUGGUGAUGGAGAGGAAGGGCCACAUGAUCGGAGUGGUGGUGAGCUGGGACGAAGAACUGCGAGCUCCUCAGGAGUGGGUGGACAGGAUGUAUUCAAACUCUGAGGACACAAAGGCGGAGAAAACGCCACAUUACAAGGUGCUGUUUGGCGGGCCAGGACCCUCUUCUCUGAUGGUUGCAUACUUGCCUCAAACACAGCUGGAGCGCAUCACAGGGAUGAGGCCGGACAUUCCCACCCUGGAGAACUACUUCACGCAUUUUGACGGGACGCGCUUCGUCAUGCAGGACUGGCUCAGGGAGCUGUUCCCAGAGGACGAGACCGAGGACGACUGACUGGGACGGUUUUCACGAUUGCGCUCCUGAGCUUGGUCUCAGUUUGUCGUGACGUUUCUUCGAAGACAGGUAUUGAACUUAAACACCAACGUGUGUGUAAAUCAGAGACACACAC